UCUGAAAGCUUGGGAUCCCAGCCUGAACUCCACUUCUUAUGUUCAAAAAAGCAUCUGACACUGGCAUCGCGUCGCGCCGACAAGAUAGUUGCAAGUGGUUUCAUAGAAGCCAUACCAAAAGAAAUAGACGGCCUUCACCACUGGAAAUUUGAGGCAAUAUUCGAUCCAGAAGCUUUUGAGAUCGUAAUGAAGAUCAUUCAUGGAAAGACCCGUGACAUCCCUCGAACAGUCAAAUUAGACCUUCUGGCUGGAAUUUCUGCUGUCGUCGAUGACUUGGAAUGCCACGAUGCUCUUUGGUUCUUUGCCAAAGGAUGGCUCCUCAGUUUCAAGAAUCGCGCACCGAAACGGAUGAACAAAGAGCUCACCCAGCUUAUCCUCAUUUCGUUUGUUUUUGAUGACGCUGUCCUUUUCGAAACAUCAACAAAGACAGCCAUAACGUGCAAUACAGGUCUUGUGCCCACAUUCAACCUUCCAAUACGGCCAAACAUCCUCUGGGAAAUCGAGGAGAGGAGAGAAAAUGCCUUGGACAAGUUAAUUAAUGGCUUGUAUGACCUAGAACAACGACUA
This is a messenger RNA of Fusarium vanettenii 77-13-4, 567 nucleotides long. RefSeq lists its product as uncharacterized. The annotation marks the transcript as partial. The record is from RefSeq and is a predicted model, not a curated record. The transcript has 2 exons. Lineage: Eukaryota; Fungi; Ascomycota; Sordariomycetes; Hypocreales; Nectriaceae.